UUAUGUCCGAAGAAAAAGUGUAAUAAAUAGAUUCUAAUAUUGAAAAUAAACCAGCACAACCUUUAGGACCUAAAAGACCAUAGAAAGAGCCUUAAUUAGAAAACUUAGAUGAGAUAUUUAAGAGAAUUUCUGAUGAUUUUAGUGAUGUAGCUCCACUUUAAUAAAUUGCUUAAAAAUUUAAUGUCAAUCCUGGAUAAUUAAUUUUAGGUAUAAUUUUUGUUGCAUUUACACUCACAAUAUUUGGAGCUGGAAAUUUGUUAGUGAAAAUAUUGAUUGGUAUUCUAUAUCCUGCAUACAUGAGUGUUUAAUGUGUGAAAUAAAAGGAUAAUGCAAAAUCUAAAAUUUGGCUUUCUUAUUGGGUUAUUUAUUUACUCAUGUUUCUGUUAGAUAGAGUGAUGUGGUUUGCAUUUCAUGACUUAUUGUAAUUGUAUUUCCCUAUCAAAAAUAUGACUCUUAUUUGGAUGUAUUAUCCUAAAACCAGAGGUAUUUACGUGUAUAUUUAUUUUAGGUGCAAUAAUAAUAUUUGACAAACUAGUGUUAUAACUCAAUAAAUUGGGUAUUCUAGAAAAGCCAAAAUAAAAACAUGAGUGAU
Molecule: messenger RNA, 592 nt
Organism: Paramecium pentaurelia
Lineage: Eukaryota; Ciliophora; Oligohymenophorea; Peniculida; Parameciidae
Source: the annotation of a GenBank genome assembly